GACUCGGUGGGUACGCCGCCGGCCACCAGCGCGGGCUUCCCCCGGAGCCGAUAAAAGCCGCGCUGCGGCCGCAUGGCCGGGCUCUUUCCCUCGGAAGCUGCAACUCUCCUGUCUUUUCCCUGCCCGCGCUCGGGCCCGGCCCGGCCUCCGCGCUUCCCUCGCACGCCUAAGCUGAUGCGCCCCGCUGGUGCGCUUUUACGCACAGCUGGGGCCAGCGGGCUCCAGGCCCCGGCGUUGUGAGCCGCCUCCCGCUCCUCGCCUCCCGGCACGAUGGACGAGCCCCAGCCCCUGCCUAUUCGCGCCCGGCUGAGUUACUCGGUGGGCCAUUUCCUCAACGACCUGUGCGCCUCGAUGUGGUUCACCUACUUGCUGGUCUACUUCCACUCGGUGCUGGGCUACAGCACCCGGCACGCGGGGGCGCUCCUGCUGGCGGGGCAGGUGGCCGACGGCAUCUGCACACCCCUGGUGGGCUACGAGGCGGACCAGGCCGGCGGGUGCGCGCGCUACGGGCGGCGGAAAUCGUGGCACCUGGCUGGGACCAUCAGCGUUCUGAUCUCCUUCCCCUUUAUCUUCAGCCCAUGCAUUGGCUGCUCGGAGAACACACCUGAGUGGGCUGCGCUCAUCUACUUCAUCCCAUUUAUUAUCAUCUUCCAGUUUGGCUGGGCAGCCACCCAAAUCUCUCACCUCUCGCUUAUACCAGAGUUGGUCACCAGCGACCAUGAAAAGGUGGAGCUCACAGCUUUCAGGUAUGCCUUCACUGUCAUGGCCAACAUCACGGUGUAUGGAGUAGCCUGGUUCCUCCUGCACUUCCAGAUUGACCACGCAGAGACAAAGAAAUUCACCCAGCAUCUCGGGCGCCAUGACAUUCCUGUCUUUCGGAACCUAUCCCUGAUUGUGAUAGGCCUGGGUUCCAUUACUUCGCUCCUCUUCCAUCUUGGGACCAAAGAAAAUGCACAGACACUUCCGAGGUUGCCUGAUCCUGAGGAGCACACUCCCCUAUUGUCUCCAGACCAAAAACAGCCCCAGCCCUUCCUUCUUUGGAAAGACUGGUUUCUGGAGCCUGCUUUCUACCAGGUGGCGAUGCUCUACAUGUGCACCCGUCUCAUUGUCAACCUAUCUCAGACAUACAUUGCAAUGUAUCUCACAAACUCACUGCUGCUCCCAAAGAAGUACAUUGCCACAAUCCCCCUGGUGAUGUAUAUUAGUGGCUUUCUCUCCUCCUUUUUGAUGAAAACUGUGAACAAACGGAUUGGCAGAAAUCUCACCUACUUCCUGGGACUGUUGAUUAUCUUGGCCUUUGCCUCCUGGGUGGCCCUAGCCGAGCAACUUGGCAUAGAGGUUUAUGGGGCCGCUGUUCUGCUUGGGGUCGGGUCGGCCACCAUCCUGGUAACGUCCCUCUCCAUGACGGCUGAUCUCAUUGGGACCCACACGCACAGCGGCGCCUUCGUCUACGGAGCCAUGAGCUUCACUGAUAAAGUUGCCAACGGACUGUCAGUGAUGAUUAUCCAGAACCUGCAUCCUUGCCCAACGAAGCUCUGUUGCAAUGGCUGUGUGACCUUCUACCAUUGGGUAAUGGUCUCAGUUACUGGGGGCAUGGCGGUGGUGGCCGCCCUGUUCCUAUCCUGCAUCAUGAUCUGGCCGAUCACCAUCCGUUUCCAUGAUGUUUCGAUUUCGGGACUAGCAGGGGUGAAUCCAAGAGACCGCCAGCAUCUUGAGGAAGGCGAACAAUCGGCUGUGGUGAACUGAGAUGUCCGGUCCCGAAAUGAAGGAGCGAGCAAGAAUGGGAUGGAGUUGGGGCCAUGUGGCAGCACGGAAAUGCAAAGAGCUUUUUCAUCUAGCUUGAAGUUGCCCCUUUUUGCUCUUCAGACCGAACAUGGACCAUCCCAGCAUAUUUUGCACAAGUCUUCCUUGACACUUACGGGAAAAUCCUUUCCCUUGACCACCUCAUUCCCCCAGCCUUUCUUUUGCACAGCUAGUGAAGGACUAGCAAUGAAGCAAUAUAUUCCACCAUCUAAUCUCUUUACCUUCACUCUGCCAUUCCCCUUUUCUACCUACUUGUAUGUAAAAAGUAUAAAUAAAUAGUU
Molecule: messenger RNA, 2084 nt
Organism: Python bivittatus (Burmese python)
Lineage: Eukaryota; Metazoa; Chordata; Lepidosauria; Squamata; Pythonidae
Gene: MFSD12
Product: major facilitator superfamily domain containing 12
Biological process (GO): pigment metabolic process involved in pigmentation; regulation of melanin biosynthetic process; carbohydrate transport
Cellular component (GO): plasma membrane
Molecular function (GO): symporter activity
Source: RefSeq, a predicted model, not a curated record